AUGGAGAUCAUUAUUACAAUCCUUACGCUAUUGAUUGAUCCCGUUGACAUGAUCCGAAUGUCAGCUGUUACUCGUACAUGGUACCAUUUUGUUGUCCAAAAUGGCAUCGCAAAAACAGCUUGUCGAAGGAGAGCUCCAAUGCUCAAGAAUACAAGCUACUGCGACGCAAUUAUGAACCAGAGGAAGAAGCACCAUCUUCCAAGAUUCAAUGAUCUUCGGAAGGAACACAAACUGUACUCAAGCCUCCUUGCUAUUCUGUCAAAAGCAAGUAUGAUUAAUCCAAAGAAUUGCAUUGGGUUUGUCAUCGGAGCUUCUUCUACAAGCCAUUAUAUAGGAAAGAGCAUCAUUCAUGCACUCCUCCCAAACAAAAUGUAUUGGUCGAGCAAAGGGCACACCGACGCUAAUGUGUCUGAGACCAUACUUUUCAAACUCAAUGGCGGAGUUUGCAUUGUAUCAGACAUUCAAAUCCAGCCUUCUCCUGGACAUUAUGGUAAUAGACAAUAUAUAUUCUCUGCUAUGUCACUCCAAUUAAGCAUGGGGCAUAGUACGUUGCCAAAAUAUCAAACACACCAGGACAUUAACUUGCCGGGGGAUAUAAAGGAUGACCACUUCGUCUGGGGUUAUACAUCGCCUCAAUUCCCCAUGGAACAGGUUAUGCACUGGCAGUUGUCCUAA
Messenger RNA from Andrographis paniculata, 675 nucleotides. RefSeq names its product F-box protein At4g00755-like. Lineage: Eukaryota; Viridiplantae; Streptophyta; Magnoliopsida; Lamiales; Acanthaceae. The coding region runs from base 1 to 675 and encodes 224 amino acids. The record is from RefSeq and is a predicted model, not a curated record. The transcript has 3 exons. Gene Ontology annotation, molecular function: protein binding.